GAUAUUUAAUCAAUUUCGGUUCGGGUUCGAUACUACUUUUUCGGAUCGGGUUGGGUUCGGUUUUCCGGAUCCGGAUUUUUUGCCCAGUGCUAACUAUAAUACUUUUAACACACAUGAAGGUUAAGACAAGAAGAGGAAGGUACCUGAUUGAUUACAUUAGAAGACCUAUAUAAACCUCAACACACAUAUCCCAUUUCACUUCAUCUUCGAUUACAUCACUACAAAACAUCAUCUUAACUCUACCUAUCAAUGGCUGUUUCUAGUUCUCUAGUUAUCUCUCCAAGAGAACUCCGGUCUGAUCUAUACUCUUACUCCUACCAAGACAACUCCAAGACACCUCUGGUUAUCUCUCUACUCUCGUCUCUGAUCGAUAGAACUUUAACUCGGAACCAGAGGAUUAGUCGGAAAGCGUCGCCGGCGUCUUAUUCUUCAUGCGGCGGUGGCAAAACCCAUAUCUUUGACUGCCGUGAAAUCCCCGACUUGACUAUACAAUCUUACCUUGAGAGGAUUUUCCGGUACACUAAAGCCGGUCCUUCGAUUUACGUGGUGGCUUAUGUCUACAUUGACCGGUUCUGUCAAUUCAAUCCCGGUUUUAAAAUCAGUCUCACUAAUGUACAUCGCCUCCUCAUCACCACCAUCAUGAUCGCUUCUAAAUACGUCGAGAAUUUGUAAGUCUUUCGAUUUUUCUUAGCUCAUUUUACAUUUGUAUCUUUUUCCAAUAAAUUUUUAUUUAAAUAAAAAUAUUUAAAGAAAAUUCACAUUUUGCUUAAUUAGAUUAAUUCUCUAAAUUUCUUUCCUUCUAUGUUUCUCAGGAAUUACAAAAAUUCAUAUUUCGCCAAAGUAGGUGGACUGGAGACGGAAGAUUUGAACAGAUUAGAGUUAGAGUUUCUGUUCUUGAUGGGAUUCAAGCUACAUGUUAAUGUGAGUGUGUUCGAGAGUUAUUGUUGUCAUCUUGAAAGAGAGGUUAGUUUUGGAGGAGGUUAUCAGAUUGAGAAGGCAUUACGUUGCGCGGAAGAAAUUAAAUCCGGACAAAUGAUCGUUCAAGAUCCUAACCAUCAUCAUCAUCAUCAGUUUGCUGAAAUCUUGUUGUAGACAAAUAAAUUUUAUUUUUUGUCGCUUUGUACUUGUGAUCUUGACAUACUGACAAACUUGUCGGUUAGAGUUUACUGCUUUAGUGUUUUCUAUGGUCUUGGUGCAAAUGUAAAUAUAGAUGCGUAGAGAUGAGCAAUGAUGUAAGUACGAGCAUUGUAUUAGAUUCAAUAUCAAUUGGGUUUGAGAAUAUUGUUUCAUUUUACUUUCAUCUAAGCAAGAGAAUUUGCACGAGAGCUAGGAAAAAGGGUUCAAAUCGGAAAAUAGCAAUGAAAAAUAUUAUUUGACUUAAAAGUAAUAGAAGCAUAUUCACAAAAUAUUAUAUUAGACAACCACACAUAUUUUUCUUCAGGUUUUGCAAAAAUUGUACCCAAAUACUGAAAAUAUCCAAGUUAUUCAUUUAGUACAUCCCCUAUAUAUUAAUUGAGGAACAUUUGAAAAGAUGUAACCUCAAUUUUGUAUUAAUUAAAAUAGGCCCCAAUGCAUAGGUGGCACUCAAUUAGGUAGUCAAUUACAUUCAACUGAA
Messenger RNA from Brassica napus (rape), 1615 nucleotides. RefSeq names its product cyclin-U2-2-like. Gene Ontology annotation, molecular function: protein kinase binding. Gene Ontology annotation, biological process: regulation of cyclin-dependent protein serine/threonine kinase activity. Bases 250 to 672 code for a protein of 140 amino acids. Lineage: Eukaryota; Viridiplantae; Streptophyta; Magnoliopsida; Brassicales; Brassicaceae. The transcript has a single exon. The record is from RefSeq and is a predicted model, not a curated record.